UUUCUCCUCCUUCAGGCACAGAGGCAAAGAGAGAGAGAGAGCGAGAAAGAGCGAAAGGUCUACAAGAUGUUUCUGUAAAAAUCAUUAUAAACAUUUUAUUCGGAUAUUUUUUCUGCACACACAUUUUCAAUAGCAAACUUUUACAGUCAUGUCAAGAUACCACAAAGCAGCCAUUGAUGGCUAUUUGGAUCUUUUGAAAGAAGCCACAAGAAAAGAUCUGAACACUCCCGAUGAAGAUGGCAUGACACCAACCCUCUGGGCAGCUUAUCAUGGACGCGUGGAGGCUCUUCAGCUCAUAUGCAGUCGAGGGGGGGAUCCAGACAAAAGUGACAUCUGGGGGAACACGCCCUUACAUCACGCCGCCGCCAACGGUCACAUGCAGAUCCUCAUCUUCUUGGUGAACUUUGGCGCUAACCUCUUCGCUCUGGACAAUGACUUCCACACGCCGAUGGACGUCGCCGCCUCUCGAGACCACAUGGACUGCGUCCGCUUCCUGGACAGUGCCGCCUCGCAGCAGACGAGUCAGAACGGCAAAAGGGUGGCACGUCUGAAGGAUCAGGCCACCAAAGACGCAGAGCGUCGGGUGAAGCUGUGCGAACGCGUGAAGAAAAAGCAUCAAGAUAAGAUGGAGAAGAUGUACCGCGCCUCCUUCUCCGAACCCAGUUUUGCCUCUUCCACGGGUACCAUAAGCAGCGUGGACAGUGAACACUUCUCCAGACUCAUUGCCGCAGAGGCCAACGGGUCUGUCAAGACAACGCUCAAGGGAACACUUCAAAGCAAGUUUGGGAAAAAAGACAAAGGAACCAUAAGCAAACAGGGGGAUGGCAACGUCAUUUUCGUCAAACAGGACAGCGGUUCCAAGGACAAGCCAGGUUUCAUUGACGUCUUCGACGAGCUUGAUGAAAUCGAUGGUGAUGAAGAUGAAGAAAGAGAUACUGACAAAAGUGACGAAGAGGGAGCCAGUCAGGUGAGCUCUAUUUUUGCGAGACCUGGUCUCGGAAAAAUGGUGUUCCGCAGAAGCUUCUCCAUGGAUAUGGAGCCGGAGGACCUUCCCAGCGGUGAUACGGAAGACCUGGGCUUCCUCAUUCGCCAGGAGGUGUUCGAGUCUGUGGUGGAAGGCGAGGUAUUUGAUGAGGAUUCCGAACUUCCUUGGAACGAAGAGGAGAUCGGUCUGGAUGAGGAAGAUGAGACCUCGAACUUGGAUUCAUUCUUGGCUUCUAUCAGCCUGGUGGACUUUGCUCCCGUCUUCACCCGUGAGCAGCUGGAUCUGGAAGCUCUGAUGCUCUGCUCAGAUGAUGAUCUUAAGAGCAUCCGCAUCCAGCUGGGGCCACGCAAAAAGAUUUUGGAGGCGGCAGCUCGCAGAAAGGCCGUCCUGAAGCAGAGUGGUGUUUUAAAGGAUACCUUCCUUUAACAUGUGAUUCGGCUGUACACAGACAUUUACGGUUCUCUCCGUUGUGAUUCCUUUUAGUUAUAGGCUGUCGUUAUCUCUGCUUUUAGCUAUUUGUGAUUUCAACAAAAAUUUACAAAAUAAUACACCAGUUAAAAUCUCAUUCAUGUACUUGUAAGUAUAACAAGGGGUUUGAUUUCAUGUAUAGCUGUUUCAUAAUCAUGGCUUGUAUUUAAAGGACAUUUUCACUUUUGCUGUUGAACUCAUCUUUGAAAUAAAAGUAAUUUAUACUCUA
Messenger RNA from Misgurnus anguillicaudatus (oriental weatherfish), 1682 nucleotides. NCBI's taxonomy places the organism in Eukaryota, Metazoa, Chordata, Actinopteri, Cypriniformes, Cobitidae. The record is from RefSeq and is a predicted model, not a curated record.